Messenger RNA from Mycena indigotica, 1239 nucleotides. RefSeq lists its product as uncharacterized. The coding region runs from base 1 to 1239 and encodes 412 amino acids. The record is from RefSeq and is a predicted model, not a curated record. The transcript is spliced from 6 exons. Lineage: Eukaryota; Fungi; Basidiomycota; Agaricomycetes; Agaricales; Mycenaceae.
AUGCCGGUGGGCAGUAGGAUGUCCCUACUCUACUUGCUACUCGCGCUGGCCUGGAACAUGCGGUGCUCUGCGAUUUUGGUCAACAUAACCAUCGACGAUAUGGACACUGCGUGGUCCUGGAACGGCGCCUGGAACGCGGUCACCCCAGAGAGCCCUUGUCCCAAUCAUCUAUGCGUCGUUCAUCCAGACAGCAACCAGGCAUACAACCAUUCGUGGCAUAAUGGCGCGCUCUUCUCGGGGACAUUCACUUUUAAAGGCGUUGCGGUGUAUAUCUAUGGAAUCGACAUUGUGAAUCCGGCCAACGUCAGCUUCUCCAUGGAGUGUCCCCGUGUCUCGACAUUCCACUACGUGAACACCAAUGCAAGCGGCAACUAUGUCUACAACUCCCUUUUCUUCUCUGCAAGCAACCUCGACGGGACGAAGGAGAGCACGGUACUGUUCCAGGAGAUGCUGGCGCCGAUGCCCAGUCCACUGAAUCCCGGCCGGAUAGCAUUGCUGGACUACGCGGUGGUUACUAUUGAUCUACAGACAGCGGCACCUCCCAAUCUACCGCAACAACCCGAGCCAUCGAAUUCUAUUGCUGCACCACAGUCAUCAACAAGUAAUUCAACUACGCUUUCCACUGGGGACCAACAAUCCGAAUCUUACAAUUCUAAUGCGACGACCUCGUCGACACCAGGUGGACCAACUCCGAGGGCAAGUCACCCUGGUGCUAGUAACCAGUCGAGACUCUUGCCUGUCAUUGGCGGGAUUCUUGGCGCGGUUGGGGCUAUGGCGCUCGCUGGUAUCAUGAUAUUAUGCUCAGCUCGGCGCCGCCAUCGGAAUGUCAACCGUAAUCAUUCCCCCGCUCCCGAAACACGAACACAGUCGAACCGCCUCGCGGUCAGGUUCAAGCUGAUCUUCGAACGACUUCGACGAGGUAUUGGUGCCAGUGUCCGAACAAGGGCGACACCCUAUGCUUUCAGUCUCGAAACAGAGGCACGCCCGCAGGCUCCCGCAGGCCUCGGCUCCAGGAAAAACCCUCCAACUGUCGCAGUUCAAAAUCAUGAUGGCAACUUGAGUCCUGAUCCGGCACCGGCACUGGCACCGGCACCUCAGCGGGCCGGAUCCCAGAUUCUGGCUCCAAAUCGAGUCCGAGCAGCGCGCGCGGAUUCGGAGGUCGAACGAAGAUUGCGCGUUCUGGAGGAGCUGGUCAGAGCUUAUGUCCCGCCAGCAUAUACCCAACCUCCCAGGAGCUGA